This is a messenger RNA of Naumovozyma dairenensis CBS 421, 1572 nucleotides long. It is a transcript of the gene PDI1, whose product is annotated as protein disulfide isomerase PDI1. Gene Ontology annotation, molecular function: protein disulfide isomerase activity. The transcript has a single exon. Gene Ontology annotation, cellular component: endoplasmic reticulum. The coding region runs from base 1 to 1572 and encodes 523 amino acids. Gene Ontology annotation, biological process: protein folding; response to endoplasmic reticulum stress. NCBI's taxonomy places the organism in Eukaryota, Fungi, Ascomycota, Saccharomycetes, Saccharomycetales, Saccharomycetaceae. The record is from RefSeq and is a predicted model, not a curated record.
AUGUUAUUUAAUAAGAAAACAUUAUUUUCCUUUGCAGCUCUUUUGAGUAAUCUAACCAACAUUCAAGCGCAAGAAGCAGCCGCUCCAGCUGACUCUGCUGUUAUCAAAUUAACGAAGGACACAUUUGCUGAUUUCAUUCAAGAAAAUCCAUUAUUCUUGGCAGAAUUCUUCGCUCCAUGGUGUGGCCACUGUAAACACUUGGCUCCAGAAUAUGUCAAAGCUGCUGCUGAACUUGAAGAUAAAAACAUUCCAUUGGUUCAAAUCGAUUGUACCGAGGAACAAGAACUUUGUAUGGAAUAUGAAAUCCCAGGUUAUCCAUCUUUGAAAGUUUUUAAGAAUAAUGAUCCAAAAAACACUAAGGAUUAUCAAGGUGCAAGAUCUGCGGAAUCGAUUGUUUCUUAUAUGAUUAAAGAAUCUUUACCAGCCGUUCAACAAGUUGGAACUGAUUCUGAAUUACAAGACAUCGUGCAAAACGCUACUCAACCAGUUAUUGUUGAUUCCGGUGUUAAAGGUUUAAACGCUACAUUCUAUGAUGUUGCUGCUAAAUUAUCCUCCGACUAUACUUUCAUUUCUUAUGUCACCUCUAAUAAGACUGUUGCUAAAGAUUUAUCUCUAUAUUUACCAUCAGAAGAUACUCCAAUUGUUUUCAAUGGUGAUCUAAACAAACUAGCUAAGAAUGCUACCCAAUUACAAGAAUGGUUAAAAGUUGAAGCUUUACCAUAUUUCGGUGAAAUUGAUGGUUCAGUUUUCCAAACUUAUGUGGAAAGUGAUAUUCCAUUAGCUUAUUUCUUUUACACAUCUGACGAAGAAAAGAGUAAAUAUACUGAAUUCUUCACUGAAUUAGGUAAGAAAUAUCGUGGUUCUUUGAAUUUCGUUGGGUUAGACUCUAGAAAAUACGGUAGACAUGCUGAAAAUUUGAAUAUGAAGGAACAAUUCCCAUUAUUCGCUAUUCAUGACAUGAAGAAAAAUUUGAAAUACGGUUUACCACAAUUAGCUGAAGAAAAAUUUGAUCAAUUAAAGGAUACUAUUUCAAUUGAAACUAAAGAUAUUUCUAGAUUAGUUGAAAAUUUCGUAAAGGGUAAAGCUAAUGCUAUCGUUAAAUCUGAACCUGAACCAGAAGUUCAAGAAUCAAAUGUCUUCAAAUUGGUUGGUACAACUCAUGAUAAGAUUGUUUCCGAUAAGAAGAAGGAUGUCCUAGUUAAGUAUUAUGCUCCAUGGUGUGGCCAUUGUAAGAGACUGGCUCCAAUUUAUGAAGAGUUAGCUGACGUUUACGCUUCUGAUAAGAAAGCUAGUAGUAAAGUAUUGAUUGCUGAAGUCGAUGCCACUGCAAACGAUAUCAGUGACUUAAAUAUCGAAGGUUACCCAACAAUUAUAUUAUACCCAGCUGGUAAGAAUGCUGAACCUGUCACUUUCACAUCUCAAAGAACAUUAGAUGGUUUCUUGAAAUUCCUAAAAGAAAAUGGUUCUAACAGAGUAGACGGUGAAUCUUUGUAUGAAAAAUAUGCUGCCGCUAAGAAGGAAGCAGAAGAAGAUGAAGAAGAUGAAGAAGAUCUUGAUCACGAUGAAUUAUAA